Messenger RNA from Anthonomus grandis grandis, 2154 nucleotides. RefSeq lists its product as uncharacterized. The coding region runs from base 224 to 865 and encodes 213 amino acids. The transcript has 4 exons. The record is from RefSeq and is a predicted model, not a curated record. NCBI's taxonomy places the organism in Eukaryota, Metazoa, Arthropoda, Insecta, Coleoptera, Curculionidae.
CUUCCUUCGUGCACGUUCUACCUGCGCCGGUACGCGUACAAUUCUAGUCUCUAUUAGUACUGACCGUAAGACUUUCACCAUGGUUAUGUGACUCACCUAGGUAAAAUUGUACUGUUACGUAGUAUCAAGAAGAUAUCCGCCAAAUACCACCACACCUGUGCGCCACAGUGAUUUUUUUAAUAGUAAAAUGUGAUUUAUUUCGGCUCCUUAAAUUUUAUAUACGAUGAGGAGAUCAGUGAUUUUUUUAUCGGUCGGAAUUUUAUUUGGUGCAACUGGUUUGGUUGAAUCAGCUACCAGUUAUGGAUUGACAGUAGAAGGGGUGAAAUGCGGACAAAAGACGUGCAAACUUACGGAAUAUUGCUCGAGUUUUCAUACCACUUGUGAGAGUUGUGCUGAUAUUUGCGAUGCGAAUGAUAAUGCCGAAUGUGAAAAGUUAUGUCAAGAUUAUCUGCAUGAUCUUCGAUACGUAAGAAAAGACGAUUCUGGUGAAAAUGGUGACUUAAGAGGUACAGUGAAAAAUCUUUCCCGCAUGGUAACAGUAACACUAAGCUUAGUGAUUUUUAUGCUGCUAGUCCUGGCGUGUCUUCUAUCCUUCCAAUUAUACAGGUGGAAAGUGAAAAAGAACAUAACCCUUGCAGGCAUAAAGAAUAAACUUUUUAAAAAAAACAGUCCGGCCACAAAUCCAGACCCAAAUGAUAAUAAACGAAGAGAUUUACGACUAGAAAUGCCCUCCCCGACGGUCAACUCGGAACACAGUCCAGUCACAGUCUCAACUUCUAUUGGUAGGCGACCAGCUGAGGAUAGUACAUUAGAUUAUGCCUACGAUAAUCCAGCCAUGUCGAAGACUCCUAACAGUUCACGCUGAGAUUAUAUCUUUACUCUUCCCGGGUGAUUGGAGGUUAUUUUAGUGAAGAAAAGAGUUGAUAAUAGACUUUUAUUAGACAAGGAGAUUUCGUUAAGUUUUUUUAAGGUAGUGUAAGAGAUGCCGUAAGAGACCACGUUCUUAAAGUCCUAUUAUGUUUGUGAACCUGAUCAAAUGAACUAUGUAUAAAGAAACAGAUGCUUAGAGUAACUUAAGGGACAUUCCAGGCAUUACACAAGUUAUCCUCCUUGGCUCCUUAAGUAAAGACUUAACGUAUUAUAUUUUCUAUCUACUUUAACAUACCUUACUAUCCAACAGAUCAUAUUAGAAGUCAAACGAAGAGGGUACUGCCUGAGACUAUAUUCUAAAUUCUCCAAAAUGAAAGCUAGAAUACAUUAUUAAAAAUUUUAAAUAAUGAACUAGAUUUGUGGAAAAAUGAUCUAUUAAUCUAUGAAGAGACUUAAAGAAAAAUGAGAAGUCAAGAGAGAUUUAAAGUUCUAUGCCUGAAUUAAAUAAGUUAGAGCAACCUAAAAGACCUUUCCAGGGAAAUUAGAAUACUGAAUAACCUGGAAAGAUGGUUGUAUGAUAAAUUUUAGAGAUAGUGCCAGCAGCAGAUCAAGUAGAACGUACUUCUAAACAUGACUUAUUGAAUCUUAUUAUUCUUAAAAUUACUUAAAAUGAAAAAACUUGAGAUUUCUCUUAUCGUACGUACUAUUAAAAAUUAAAUUAAUUAUUGAGCUGUGAGGACUAAAUAAUACUAUUUUUUUAUCAAAAACAAUAAUUUCGAACUAAAAAAGUACUAUUAUGAACUCUUUUCACCAUAUCUGUAUUUUGAGAUUGAAUUCCAAUUAGUGUGUGUGUAUCUAACGUUCUCCGUCCUAUGUAAUUCCUUCUAUUUACAUCACAUUAUCCAUAUUAGUAAACAUCACGUUUUCAUCAUAUUAAUAAAUAAAGUUACAUUCAUAUUUCAAAACUGGCCGGGUAAACUCGUUAAAAAUUUCAAAGUUUGUUUUUCCAUUUUACCUGAACUCUUUUAACAUGCAGAUUAUUAAAGUGCCCUCUGCAGUUUUAAUUUAAAAAAAACGGCGAUUUUUAAAAUAUGGACAUUACAUUUUUUUCUUGUUUAUUUUAGGUUGUGCAAUUUAGUUAUUUAUUGCGGCGAGCAGUACUUAAAUGUGUCGUACUUACUUAAAGGUUUAAGAAGCAAUAAUGUGUACUUUAUUGUGAUUAUUAAUGAUAGUAUAAAAAAAUGUACUUAAAUGUUAUGUAAUAAAUUUUUUGUUAUUAUUAAA